Messenger RNA from Episyrphus balteatus (marmalade hoverfly), 2933 nucleotides. It is a transcript of the gene zf30C, whose product is annotated as zinc finger protein 665. The record is from RefSeq and is a predicted model, not a curated record. Lineage: Eukaryota; Metazoa; Arthropoda; Insecta; Diptera; Syrphidae. The coding region runs from base 270 to 2804 and encodes 844 amino acids. Gene Ontology annotation, biological process: regulation of transcription by RNA polymerase II. The transcript has 6 exons. Gene Ontology annotation, molecular function: RNA polymerase II cis-regulatory region sequence-specific DNA binding; DNA-binding transcription factor activity.
UGAAUAGACACAAAAUUUUUUAAGUGUACACUGUUACUGUAUCUACAUUUUUUCUUCAUUCCGACGAAAUUUUUAAUAAAUUUAUUUUUUACAGUGCGGUUUGUUUACAAAUAUAAAUAAAAACUCCUGUGCGAAUACUUGAGCAGCUAAUAAACAAACUUUUCAUUUCAUUGAGUUUAGAAAAGUUAUGAAUGAAAAACAAUUUUAUGGUCUGCAAAACGAGGCCCCUGAAUGAAAAUCGGCAAUUUUGAUGCAAAUAAGUGCUAAAAAUGAGUGAAGCUCCAAUGGAAUACAAAAAGGAGACAGACGCUCCCAGCGUCUCAAACACCAUGAUGGUUCAAAUAACAACCGAUAAGACUGGCCCAAAAUUAGUUUGUCCUGUGUGCGAUAAGGCUCUAGUCUCACUCAAUGGUUAUGUAAAGCACAUGAAAAAACACGAGCCCCCUGGUGGUUACUUAUGCAAUUACUGUGAUGAACGUUUUUGUCUUGAAGAUCACCUCAAAAAACAUAAAGACGAAAAACAUAAGGUCCUUGCAUGCCAAAUAUGUCAUGCGACAUUUGAUUCAGCUCAAGAAUAUCGCAUUCACAUUAAUGAAGUUCAUCAAGGAGUCGAUCGGAGAAUGAUCAAAUGUGAAAAAUGUGGCAUGGAAUUCAAAACUGCCCAAGCCGCCAAAAGGCACACGGAAACGCAAUGCGGUCAAAUAAAACCCCAUCCAUGUGAUCAAUGUGAUAUGGCAUUUUAUACGAAAUACAAUCUGGCCGAACACAAAAAGAUUCACACUGGAGAGAAAAAGUUCUGCUGCAGUUAUUGUGGUAAGAGUUUUUUGAGUAACGGACGAUUGGUUAUACACGAGAGGAGUCACACCGGUGAAAAGCCAUAUAAGUGUGAUGUCUGUGGAAAAUGCUUUGCUCAUCGUGAGAGCAUUGUCACCCAUUCUUCAAUACACACCGGUGUUAAAUUGGUUGUUUGUAAGUGCUGUGGCUCAAGAUUCUCUUGCCAUUCGAAUCUUAUCAAACACAGACGAACACGUCCCGAUUCAUGUGGUUUGCCGAUUUAUAACUCCACCAAAGAGACAAAACGAAAUGGAAAUUCAAGAAUUCCUCCUGGAUUGAUGUCUUCUGAAAUAAGAAUUGUUCGAGCAAGCAAAGUCAUAAAACCCAAUGAAGGGCAUAAAAAACCCAAGGCUGCUAAUAUCAAUGAAGGUCAAAAGAAACCAAAAGUUACCAAGUCUAGAGCAAAGGCUAAAAAAGUGAAAUCCGAUUCAGAAACGGAUGAUAGCAAUGAUGAUGAAGUAAUAAUAGAACGACCAAAGCGAAGUACUCGACCAAAAGAACACCUUCCUGCGGAAGAAACUGAUACGAAACCCCCACAAUCACCAUCAAAAGACUUUGAUUCCGAUAAUUAUAGUGAUGAUCCACUAUUUGAUAGUCCAAUGCACUCAGUUGAUUCCUCUGAUAGUGAAAAACCAAUAAUAGUUAAACCAGAGCCAUUGGAGAAAAAUCAAUUUGAAGUGGUAACCGCUCCAGUUAAAACAGAAGAAGAACCCGAAGAUUUUUUCAAUGACCAUGAUAAUAUUUUGGAACAAUUUCUAUCUGAAUCUGCACUUGAUGUGAAAUUUGAGCCUUUGGUCGAUAUUAAAGUCGAAGAAGACAUUAAAAAAGAUGAGUGUUCACUCUUAAAGCCUAUGGAAGAGGUUUUUGAAGAUGCAAAUGAAAAAAAGACUCCAACCAAACGAACUAGGAGAAAAAAAUCAGAUUCUGUUCCUGGAAAUCAAAUUAUUGAAAAAGAAGAACUAGAUCUGGAUGAGUCAGUUCCAAAAAAGAGACGUUCACGUGGAGCGUUGCGGAAAAAACUCAAAUUCUUCAAAAAAGAUCGAGUGUAUGAAUGCAAAUUUUGUGCUAAGGUUUAUCAUAUUAAAAAACCGUACGAGAAACACCUGCGAACAUUGCAUAAACAAACCGAUGAAGAGCUUCGAGAGUUGUUUAAGGACGAAGACAAAGACAUUCCAGAUGAAUAUGUACACCGUUGUCCUAUUUGUUCGAAGAUCUAUCUUAUGGCUAAACGACUGACUACUCACUUGACUUUUCAUGGUCCCGAUGGAAGUCUUAUUCACAAAUGCCCAGGCUAUUGUAAAAUGUAUUUCCGAACAAAAGAAGAAGCCAUGGAUCAUGCUAAGGAAAUGCAUAAGGAAUGUUUUCAUUGUAACAUUUGCGAUAAGUAUUCACAGUCACCAGAUGCCCUAAAAAUUCAUAAACGAACUCAUUUCGAGCAAAGAAGACAAGCCAAUCGCAAUUUGAUUUGUGAUAAGUGUGCCAAGUCUUUUGCAAGUCGGACAUCGCUUAAUGAUCAUACAAGAUCAAAUUGCGGAAAAGAUCCACUCUAUAGGUGUGAGAUUUGUGAUAAGAAAUUCAGCACAGCUGGCAUUUUGAAGACACAUUCUUUGCUUCAUAAGGAUGAGACACCUUAUGCGUGUGAUAAAUGUGGAAAGACAUUUAAAAUUAAAGCACAAUACAAGACGCACAUUAAGAUGAAGCACACUGAUUAUAAACCUUUCAAGUGUGAGCUCUGUCCAAAAGCAUAUCCUUACCGAGAAAGUCUUUUAACACACAUGACUGUUCAUACAGGACUCAAACGUUAUGCAUGCAAUGGAUGCAGCAAGCGAUUCACUUGUAUUUCAAAUCUGCAAGCUCAUCGUAAAGUCUAUGCCGAUACUUGUGGAUUACAGCCGUUAAAUUCAAAGCCAAGCACUUAUUUAGGUGUGCAAAAGGGCAUGCUCCUAAUGGGAACAAAACCUUCUUAUUAGAAAAGACUAAAAUUAAAUUAAUAUAAGAUUUUUGAUUUUCUUAAAAAGAUAAAUGCUUUGCAAUACAAACAAAAAAAUAUUUUAAGUUCAUUUAAAAAUAUAAAAAAGCUAUUAAGUACGAUAUUCAAA